UACAUGCAUCUCGACUACUAUAUAGAAGGUAAAUACGCGGUUUGAGACGCAGCCCACUGCUUCAAGCAGUUGUCUAUUAGCACGUACAGCAUGACAAAUAAUUAACUGCACUUGAAGCGUUUGUAAAAAAAAUUUAAUAAAAACCACCUAAAACUGUAUACAGUACCAUAACGAAGACGAACUGUAUGUUAUUACGUGAAAUUCUGGAGGGAACGUCGGACGGCGUGGCGCGGUGACGUAAUGGCGUGUGACGUUAAUCGAACUAUGUUCUAGAACAUGCAAAACGGGUACAUGAAAGGAAUAUUCUAAAAGCAACUCAUGUAAACACCUUAAUCACAUUAUAAUUUUACUCAGAGUAAGGUCAAUAAUUAGAUUACUGCUGUCCAUGUAGUCAGAGAGAGAAUAUAUAGUUUACAUUCACAUCGACCUAAUACGCAUUAAUACAGGAUAUGCCGCAAAACUAAUCCGCACAAUAAUUUCACUCAUGGGCAAAUUCACAUUGUUGUGCGUUGGUGCAUGAUUUGCUCUGGUUCAUGACGACAGAAGUUUCCUCCGCAUUUCCUCCUCUCAGUUCUGCUGCUCUGCUCUGCUCUCGCCCAGCUGGACAGAAAUGCUGAUAUUUGUUUUUGUGCUGUGUGGCUUCGCCUUCUGUGGACUCUGUGUGUGUGAGAGAGAUACACAAAGCUCCAAGCAGGUAGAAGACAGAAAUGCCGUGUUUACGGAAGAACAGGAGGCCAAUACGUUUUUAGGACGCCACCUGCUGUACAACCGAUUCGACUUUGAAAUCUUCACCCCAGGCAAUUUGGAGAGAGAGUGUAUCGAGGAAGUGUGCAACUAUGAAGAAGCGCGUGAGGUUUUUGAAAAUAUUCCAGACACAGAUGCUUUCUGGAAAAAGUAUACAGAGGCUCAGAAUCAGGGGCAGAAAAUCGAUGUGACUGCUCUGUUGGUCGGCAUCAUCGCAGGGGGCGUGGCCAUCAUCAUAAUGGGGCUCCUGAUCUGGUAUUCCUGCCAGAAGCAGUGCAAAAAUAAGCCCGUCAGGAGUCGUUCGAGACGCAGUAAUGCCUCUGUGAUCAUUAGGAGGCUAGAGGAGGUGUCACUGCACCCCAUCCCUGCUCCUCCUUUAUCAGAUGAAAUGGAAACACAUGGUCUCCCCUCAUACGAGCAGGCCAUUGCUAUAACUGGACCCCACGAUGCUCCACCACCGCCAUAUCCUGGAUCGAGACCAGGCACCAUUCAACGAUAAGCCAACCCUGUCAUCAAAUAAACCUGGAUUGGGUGUUUCUUAAUUUAAACCAGAAACUGUAAUGUGGUGUUAUGAACUAUGUUUUGUUUCAGAAUCACUUAUAGAGCUGGCUUGGUUAUGAAUAAUGUCUAUAGUGUACUGGUUUUACACUAAUUAAAACGUUUAAUUUAUCUAAUAUUUGAUUGCGCCUACAUUUUGCAGUGCUGUAUAAGUAGAUAGUUGGCCAGGUCAUUUCAGUUUACAUUUGUGAAUGAAGCACACUAAGAUUAUGCUAAAUGCCAAUAGCCUAUAAUGCAUUUGAUUCCAUGUGUCUGUGAGGGCUUUUGAUGAAGGAAAAUAGUGAAGAAAGUUGAUUAAUAAAAUUGUGAAUAAUACAUAUAGAACUCAGUUGUUUCCCAUUAACACUGACCUACUAAACAAUACCAGCUUUACCUCGUUUACCUCUUUUUAUAUAUAUAUAUAUAUAUAUAUAUAUAUAUAUAUAUAUAUAUAAUAUAAAAAUGGUUGUUGAUGUGCUUAUAAUUGACACGUUUUUUCUUUAUAUUUUGUUAAUUAUGUCUCAUUAUUUUGUUCAUCUUUUGUCCUGUCUGUUGAAUAUAGCCACACAAAUCAGAACACUGUUCCAUUAAUUGAGAUUAAUGUAGCCAUUUUUUUUUUUUUUUUUCUCGAGCAAAAGGAUGUGGUUUUGGGGAAAUAACGUGGUCAACCAAAGGUUCCUCCUUGUUGGCUGACUUUUUCUUUGCUUUCAAUGUUUUGAUAAUUAUGUCUGUUUUCCAUAGCAGAUAGUUAAUAUAUGUUUAAUACAAAAAUAAUAAAAUGAAUAAAUUAA
Molecule: messenger RNA, 2072 nt
Organism: Ictalurus punctatus (channel catfish)
Lineage: Eukaryota; Metazoa; Chordata; Actinopteri; Siluriformes; Ictaluridae
Gene: prrg4
Product: proline rich Gla (G-carboxyglutamic acid) 4 (transmembrane)
Exons: 7
Coding region: 611-1243 (210 amino acids)
Cellular component (GO): extracellular region
Molecular function (GO): calcium ion binding
Source: RefSeq, a predicted model, not a curated record